Messenger RNA from Prunus dulcis (almond), 877 nucleotides. RefSeq names its product HVA22-like protein a. The record is from RefSeq and is a predicted model, not a curated record. The coding region runs from base 194 to 706 and encodes 170 amino acids. The transcript has 5 exons. Lineage: Eukaryota; Viridiplantae; Streptophyta; Magnoliopsida; Rosales; Rosaceae.
ACCGCGGGUAUUCUUUGUUAGUGCUAUAAGCUAUAACACACCCGUCUGCUCCUCCUCACUUUCUCACUCUGUCCCUUUCAGAACCUGACAGAGAAACCGACAGAGAAAAACCCUAGCUUAUUCUAGAAGCUUCAGUUUGAGCUCUGUAUCACUGAGAGAGUGAGUGAUAGAAACAUACAUUGAGAAAUCAAAGAUGGGAUCUGGUGCCGGCAGCUUCCUCAAAGUGCUUCUUAAGAACUUCGACGUUCUUGCUGGGCCUGUGGUUAGCCUUGUUUAUCCACUAUAUGCCUCGAUUAGGGCGAUUGAGACACAGUCUCCUGCUGACGAUCGCCAAUGGCUCACGUAUUGGAUUCUGUAUUCUAUGAUUACUUUGUUUGAGCUCACCUUUGCCAAAGCCAUUGAGUGGAUUCCGAUCUGGUCAUACGCAAAGCUAAUUCUUACUUGUUGGUUGGUCAUCCCAUACUUCUGUGGUGCUGCAUAUGUUUAUGAACAGUAUAUCAGACCUUUCUUUCUCAACCCACAGAGAGUUAACAUUUGGUAUGUUCCAAGGAAGAAGGAUGUGAGUAAGCCAGAUGACAUUCUAAUUGCUGCAGAGAAGUACAUUGCAGAGAACGGGACUGAAGCCUUUGAGCAGAUCAUUCACAGGGCUGAUAAGUACCAGAGCAGCGGGGGAUCCGUCUAUGAUGAGGCAUCUAGAUAUUAUUGAGGCUUGUAGUGUCGCAGUACGUUUCACUGCCAUCCAGUCCCUUGGUGUUAUAGGGAAAAAGAUGUUGGCUGUUGUGUUUAGCUGAUAGUUAUUAAUGCUAUCUUUUGUUGUUGUAAAGGAUACUGAAUGUUCCUGGUUUAUUAUAUGUAAUUAUCCUGGUUUGGUCACGUU